AGCUAGUAUUUUAUCGCCAAAGUAUACACAUAAAAAAUUAAAUUGCAGCACACACAUAUUUCUUAAAAGGUCUGCAAGUGCCGAAAAAUAAAGAGAGGAGUUCGCGAGGAGGAAUAGUUAAGCGUACCACACAGGAAAGAAACAUAGGAGGGGCAGCGAACGGGUAGACGCCCGACAGGAACAACAAAAAACUCUAAUGAACACGCUGAAUACCAGCACGAACGGCGGGGGAGGAGGAGGUAGUGGAGCAGGAGCACCUGGGAGCAGCUUGUCUGCUUCGGGCAACGGAUCCAAUGUGAUAGGUGUUGCAAAUACCAGCAGUGGAGUUGCGGCGGGCGACGAAGCAGGCGGAGAUGCCAGCUCCCGACGACAGGCGACACGCGUCUUCAAGAAGAGCUCGUCCAACGGCAAGAUCACUGUAUAUCUUGGUAAACGAGACUUCGUGGAUCAUGUUACCCAUGUGGAUCCCAUUGAUGGAGUUGUCUUCAUCGAUCCCGAGUACGUCAAGGAUCGCAAGGUGUUUGGCCAAGUUUUGGCAGCAUUUCGAUACGGCCGAGAGGACCUGGACGUCUUGGGAUUGACAUUCCGGAAAGACCUAUAUCUGGCGCAUGAGCAGAUCUACCCGCCCAUGCAGUUGGAGCGUCCGAUGACCCGUCUGCAGGAGCGGCUUAUAAAAAAGCUGGGUCCAAACGCCCAUCCCUUCUACUUCGAGGUACCGCCUUACUGCCCUGCCUCUGUGUCCUUGCAACCGGCACCCGGUGAUGUGGGAAAGUCGUGCGGAGUGGAUUACGAACUAAAGGCUUUCGUGGGCGAACAUGUGGAGGACAAGCCGCACAAGCGCAAUUCUGUGCGACUCACCAUCCGCAAGGUUAUGUACGCCCCCUCUAAGGCUGGCGAGCAACCUUCGAUCGAGGUCAGCAAGGAGUUUAUGAUGAAGCCGAACAAGAUCCAUUUGGAGGCAAGUUUGGAUAAGGAGCUGUACCACCACGGCGAGAAAAUUUCGGUCAACGUUCAUGUGGCCAAUAACUCUAAUCGCACUGUGAAAAAGAUAAAGGUGUGUGUGAGGCAGUUUGCGGAUAUUUGCCUUUUUUCGACGGCUCAGUACAAGUCUGUUGUGGCCGAGAUCGAGUCGGAAGAUGGCUGUCAAGUUGCUCCAGGAUUCACUCUAUCCAAGGUGUUUGAGUUGUGCCCCCUUCUCGCAAAUAAUAAGGACAAGUGGGGCCUAGCUUUGGACGGCCAGCUAAAGCAUGAGGAUACAAACCUGGCUUCCAGCACGCUCAUUACGAACCCUGCCCAACGUGAGAGUCUCGGAAUAAUGGUACACUAUAAGGUUAAGGUGAAGCUACUGAUUAGUUCGCCGCUACUCAAUGGCGACCUCGUGGCUGAGCUGCCUUUUACCCUAAUGCACCCUAAGCCGGAGGAGGACGAUCACCCAUUGCUUGGAGAAAGGUCGCCCCGAGCGAGUCUGGUCGGUGGUCAGCCAUUGGUGAGUUUGGCCGAUGGAAGCGACAAAGGAGGAUCAUCUGGUGGACAGGGGCAAACACAGGAUGUGCCUACUACAACCAAUCUUAUUCAACUUGAUGACGACGAGGCACAGGAUGACGACAUUAUUUUUGAGGACUUUGCGCGUCUGCGUCUAAAAGGCGCCGAAACAGAGGCCUAAAGAUUUUCAAGAUACUGAAAACACUGAAAUACAUUUUCGGGCUAGGUAUCAUACGAAAGAGAUGUCGUAAAUUUGCAGAGCCGCUAAAUGUAAAGUUUUAUACCAAUAGCAAAUAGCCACAGUAAAUAGUUUUAUGUAAGCUAUUUGAUAUAUGUAGGCCAUACGUUCUAGUAUCAAUAGGGUUUAAGCUGAAAGUGUACGAAUUUGAAAAUGUGAAAUUGUUUAACAAAUACACCAAAUCUACACGAAAUGUAAACAUAAGCGAACUUGGCAAGCUUAUCGUCAUGCUUAUUGUCAGGCCUGCAACAGUUAAAACGAUGCACAAAAUUGAAAAUUAUGUAAAAUAAAACUUUAAAUGUAAUCUUUCGGUUUGUGACAGGUUUGAUUCAAAAUCAUAUAUGAUUUGAAUUAAAAAAUCUGUCGAUGAUUUGGUUAGUACUUUUGUUAUUGUGGCAUAAAUGUUGCCAUGCAAAAAAUAAUAAGAGUUAAACCGUUUUUAUUUUUUUUUUAUGCUUCCACGUGGAAGAACAUGUAGGCAAUAUGUAACAACCAAAACAAGUAAAAGUGAUUUUUUAAUUCCAAUUCAAAAUAAUAAUUGUCAAUGAAAUGUCUAACCGAUUAAUAAAAAUAAAUAAUAAUUUUAUUUUAUAGCCUCUUUUUGCUAAAAGUUUUAUGUAUAUUAAAUUGUCUAAGUGAACCUUUGAAACAACAAAUAUUGUUCUGAAAUGUUUCGCAGAUUAAUUAUGACAAGGUCGUAUGAAAAUGUACUAGUAUUGUCCAAAUCGAAAUUCCUCAACGAAAACCAACUCUCAUACGGGAGUGUGUGAAGCUGCUUUAGAGGCACAAAUUCGGAAUUUGAAAACCGAAAACCAAAACUAAGAACAAAUAUUAAACAAAAUUGGUUCCUUUACUGUAUUACUGGCGUCUAAUCAGACAAAGAAUUAGUUGCGACUAUGACAGGAAUAAUUAAAAUGGUAUUUUAAGGAAUUUCGAGAUAUUUAGCUCGAAUUCGUUUUAUGUCCCACCCCGCCACCUAACAUAUGUGUACAUGAAUAGGAAAAAAUUAACAAGAAUCAAAAAAAAAGGAACAUUUUAAUAUGAAUUUUUAUAACAUAGGGAUACGUGUCCUUCUGCACCAAACUUAAAGGUUUGUUGCAAUUUUUUUUACUCAAUUGGAAAAAUAAGGGGUUUGCCAGCGAUCUUGGGUUGGAGUGGGUUGGAGCUUUUCGAAAUGGAUAUGCUAUUAAAUAUAUUAGAGAAAUUGUCCCUAAUGUAUGUAUAUGUAAAUUUGAACUGAAAUAUGCAUUGAAACGUGAAUAUCGUACAUUUAAAUAAAUAUUUACUCUCCAGAUGAGAGAAAAGCAUUUAAGCCGAUCAAAUUAUGAAUGUGAGUAUGUAAAAAUAUGAAUUAAAAAUACCAAGAUAAUUUGUAAAAUAUUUUUAGUGUUUUUAUAAUACCUUUUUAUGAAUAGAGAACGUACAACAUAAUUAUAUAAAAUAUAUGUAACAGAGGCUGGAAAGACAAACAGCAUAACCCAUUUGGUAGCCCGCUUAAAAACUGAAAAUGAAUUUUAUUUUUUUAAAUGUGUAUGUUUUUUAGUACAAAAAGCAUUCAAGUUUAUAAAUGUUCAAUGUAUGCCUAACAAGCUUAUAUCUUUGUCGGACUAGGCUUCAGAAAUAUAAGUUUUUAAAUGUGAAUAUGCAAACCACACACGCACACCCCACACACAAUUAGAUACAUAUGCCGAGUAUGUGCGAGAGCGAAUGUUGAAUGUACCUAUCAUGACACUUAUGUUUGAGCCUCGUUAUAAAAUAGUAAUAUUUAUAGGAAUGUUAUGGAGGCAAAUGCAUUGCUUUGGCUCCAAUUUGUCCAUCAAAUAAUUAAUGUUCUUCAUCCGCAUUGUGAAAUUGUACCAACCAAUAAUGCUUUGAAAAACUCUAUAAAUAAUAAA
Drosophila bipectinata is the source of this 3615-nucleotide messenger RNA. RefSeq names its product beta-arrestin protein kurtz (gene krz). Gene Ontology annotation, biological process: G protein-coupled receptor internalization; signal transduction. NCBI's taxonomy places the organism in Eukaryota, Metazoa, Arthropoda, Insecta, Diptera, Drosophilidae. The record is from RefSeq and is a predicted model, not a curated record. Gene Ontology annotation, molecular function: G protein-coupled receptor binding. Gene Ontology annotation, cellular component: cytoplasm.